This is a messenger RNA of Cyprinodon variegatus (sheepshead minnow), 681 nucleotides long. RefSeq names its product translocase of inner mitochondrial membrane 17 homolog A (yeast) (gene timm17a). NCBI's taxonomy places the organism in Eukaryota, Metazoa, Chordata, Actinopteri, Cyprinodontiformes, Cyprinodontidae. The transcript is spliced from 6 exons. Gene Ontology annotation, cellular component: mitochondrial inner membrane; TIM23 mitochondrial import inner membrane translocase complex. Gene Ontology annotation, biological process: protein import into mitochondrial matrix. Gene Ontology annotation, molecular function: transmembrane protein transporter activity. The record is from RefSeq and is a predicted model, not a curated record. Bases 19 to 627 code for a protein of 202 amino acids.
CAGCCUUUUGCCCAAAAGAUGGCAGUAUUCAGUUUCUAUUCUGGUUUACGAUUAUCCAAUCGUCAUAGAAAAAGAAGCCGAAGGAGAACUUACGUCAGUGGGGAAGAUAGACGGAACAAAAUGGAGGAGUAUGCUAGAGAACCCUGUCCCUGGAGGAUUGUGGAUGAUUGUGGUGGAGCUUUCACCAUGGGAGCCAUUGGAGGAGGGAUAUUUCAAGCAGUAAAAGGUUUCAGAAAUGCACCAUCGGGAAUGAGCCACAGAAUGAAGGGUAGUUUAACUGCUAUUAAGACCAGAGCUCCACAACUAGGAGGUAGUUUUGCAGUGUGGGGAGGCCUCUUUUCUAUGAUCGACUGUGGUUUAGUAAAAGUGAGAGGUAAAGAGGAUCCCUGGAAUUCAAUUACAAGUGGGGCCAUGACGGGAGCCAUCCUCGCAGCGAGAAAUGGACCAGUAGCCAUGGUGGGCUCCGCUGCUAUGGGAGGUAUUCUGCUGGCCUUGAUAGAGGGCGCUGGAAUCUUGCUCACAAGAUUUGCUUCAACACAGUUUCCAACUGGGCCCCAGUUUGCAGAGGAACCUGCCCCCGCUCCCAUUCCCACCUCCCCCUUUGGAGACUACAGACAAUAUCAGUGAGAGGGCCACACUCCCCUCUUCACACACUAGAUGUUUUUAAAUUCCUUGCUGAAG